AGCGGGUGUUUUUGAAUGAGAACUGGUCUUUAUGUACAAAACAGGGUACAUAGACUGGAAAAAAUGGAAUCCUUUGGAAACCAUGCGGCCGCUGGUGGUAAGCUUGAUAGUUCGCAACGAGAGCAGUUGAUGGGCCAAGUGAAGUCACAAAUAGCUCUAGCCAAUGCUCAAGAAUUACUGCAAAAAAUGACGGAUAAGUGCUUCAAAAAAUGUAUAUCCAAACCAGGAACAUCCCUUGAUAACUCCGAACAGAAAUGUAUUGCAAUGUGCAUGGAUAGGUAUAUGGAUGCCUGGAAUACGGUGUCCCGAGCCUACAAUCAAAGGUUACAACGAGAACGCAAUCGAUGAUAAUGGUGGUCUUUGGGAACACAUUAUAUUGAAUUUAUCUAGUCGUUUUCUUUUUAAUAAUUAAACUGUACGAACAUAAGAAUUGACACUGCUCUUGAAUCAUUUGAAGUGGAAUUUGUGUUUAUUGUACAAAGAUUGUAUUUCAGUACCAUGUACUGUAUAUUGUUUAUUAAAGGAUAAACAGAGGAGUUGAAAGUGUCAGUGGCAUGGAGAAUUAUGAAGAGAGAUUAUAGCAAGCAGUAGCUAUUUUGUUUAAGGUUGCCCAAGGCCAACUGACCCAAAAGCAAACUUUUUUAUAAUGUAAAUGUAAGGAGCUCAAAAUAUUUGUAAACUCUAAUAUGAAAAUGGCAUUUUUCAAGCUUUAACUCAUAAUAUUUGACCAUGGAUUUAAGCCCAUCAGUUUUCAUUUUACUAAGCAAAAAGUAUUAGAUGAAUUCGAGAAUUAGGAAGAAACAUACAGUAAAAACAAAUGUGACUGAAUUACUUUCAGUCUGCUUGGGUAACACUAUAUUUGCUUAGCUUAUACAUAUUAACAUUUCCUUAUCAAGUUGUAUUGAGGGAAAUGGCAUUACAUACAAUGUGAGAGAUCAAAGUUCUAACUUGACAUUAUUGAUGUUAUUAUUAUUAGAGUUAUUAUUAAGAAUUUACUACCAAUAACGAUGAUUAACAAAUGGUGCAGUACAAA
Anneissia japonica is the source of this 1033-nucleotide messenger RNA. RefSeq names its product mitochondrial import inner membrane translocase subunit Tim13-like. The transcript is spliced from 4 exons. The record is from RefSeq and is a predicted model, not a curated record. Bases 16 to 348 code for a protein of 110 amino acids. Lineage: Eukaryota; Metazoa; Echinodermata; Crinoidea; Comatulida; Comatulidae.